CGCUCGUUCCGUGGCGUAACGAAGCAAAUCAGGAUUGUCGUAAAUAGUCGGUUCCAAUUCUUUUCCUCUUUCUGCAUUCGUUGGUAGUUUUGUUCCUCAUCCAUACAUCCAUACACAUCGUAUAGAAAGAAACUAUGGGUGAUUCGGCGUAUUCCUUUUCGUUGACGACGUUCAGUCGGACGGGGAAAUUGUUGCAGAUUGAAUACGCUUUGAACGCCGUUGCCAACGGGCGCACGGCGCUGGGCAUUUGUGCCAAGGACGGUGUGGUGAUUGCGACCGACAAGAAAUUGCCUUCCGUUCUGGUAGAUACCGCACACGUACACAAAAUGGAAACCAUCACACCCACGACGGGAUUCUGUUACUCCGGCGUAGGACCCGAUUAUCGAGUUCUGGUCAAGCGCGCACGCAAGUCCUCCCAGGCCUACGUGCGCAUGUACGGUGACAUUGAGCCGAUUUCCCAGCUCGUCAAGUCCACAGCCGGCGUUAUGCAAGAGUACACGCAACGGGGCGGUGUCCGUCCCUUUGGUGUUUCACUACUGGUCGCCGGUCUCGAUGGUGACGGUCGUCCCGGUUUGUAUCAGGUAGAUCCCUCCGGAGCCUACUUUGGCUGGAAAGCCACGGCAAUUGGCAAAAACUUCGUUUCGGCCAAGUCGUUUUUGGAAAAGCGUUACAGUGACGAUAUGGAACUGGAAGACGCCAUUCAUACGGCCUUGCUGACCUUACGGGAAGGAUUCGAAGGCGAAAUGAGUGCGGAUAACAUCGAAGUAGGUAUCGUCAAACAGGACGGCAAGUUCCAAGUCCUGACUCCGGAGCAAAUUCAGGACUAUUUAGACGAAGCAACCUAA
Phaeodactylum tricornutum CCAP 1055/1 is the source of this 845-nucleotide messenger RNA. RefSeq lists its product with no specific name. Gene Ontology annotation, cellular component: proteasome core complex, alpha-subunit complex; proteasome core complex. The transcript is spliced from 2 exons. NCBI's taxonomy places the organism in Eukaryota, Bacillariophyta, Bacillariophyceae, Surirellales, Neidiaceae. The record is from RefSeq and is a predicted model, not a curated record. Gene Ontology annotation, biological process: ubiquitin-dependent protein catabolic process. The coding region runs from base 135 to 845 and encodes 236 amino acids.